AUGGAUGAACCGACAAGUGCAUUAGAUUAUGGAAAUGAAAUAGCUGUUCAAGAAGCAUUAGAGAAUGCUCAACGGGAUCGCACAUCAAUUAUCAUUGCUCAUCGUUUAUCGACAAUCAAAAAUGCAGAUUUAAUUUUGGUCUUACAGAAUGGUCGAGUUGUGGAGCAGGGAAAACAUCACGAUCUAAUGAAAAGUAAUGGUCGCUAUUCGAAGUUGUAUUUAGCAAGUGUUAAAUGAUAUAAAAAACAACAGCUAUAACUUCGUUUCAUUAUUAUAUUUCAAAUAUUGUUCUCUCGUAUAUGAACGAAUAUUUGCUCUAAAUAAAUAAACUUCGUUAGUGUUUUACGCUAGGCUAAGGUCCUUGCUUUACAACACAAAACGAAGUCCUCUUCAUAGAAGCGGUGUAUUUUUCCGCGUAGUACCUGAAAAACUGUCUUGCUUAGGAUACUUCAAAAGUUGUCACAGAGUGCGGACACUUUUUGAACACCCUCCUAUAUAAAACUAUAGGUCCUUUGUAAUGUCAAAACUGAAUUCGAGAGGAAACGAUGCUCUGUUUAAUUAUUAAACGUAACAAAUGCGUAUGCGCAUAAUUCAGGCAAAGCAAGUCGAUUUACUUGUAGUUAUGAAAACAAAGCAUUUUGUAUUAGGGGUCAUCUCCGUCUUAGUUGACUAACGGUUUAGCUCUACAUUAUCAAAUAUCCAUAAUAAAUGCUCUCCUCUACGAAAAAGUAAAAGUGGCAUCUUUUGUAGCUGGUAUAGAUAACAUGCUAUGCUUUAACAGUGCUUCGAAUUUAUUAAAUGCAGGCUCACCAACAGUUGAAGUUUACAAUGGUGCUGACUGAAUCUUGUUUAUUUAGUGCAAUUUGUAUUUCAAUAAUGGUUGAAAAAGAAAACUAAGCUCUUCUUCUUAGUAUCAAAUUACAUCCGUUUUAAAAUGUGCUUAGCUUUUUAAAGGAAAGAGAAAUGACAAUUGUUGUUUUUUUUCUUUGUUUAUAUGUAAGGUUGGAUUAGAUCGAGCGAUAUAACGGGUGAUGCAACUACAUUAAUUUUGUUUUUGAUAUAGUGUUGCGGCGGCAUAUCGUAGAGACAAUAGAUCGAAACAGGUCUGGUUCGGGUCAACGUAAAAGAUACUGAUUCACGUCGGGUCAACUCACGUUCGAGUCAGUUCGGGUUCGGGUCAGAUUGGAAACCUUUUUUCUGAUCAAACUCAGGUGAAAAACUGCCUGAACUACUCAAACUUUUUCACUCUUAAAAGGAAAAAAUGUCAGAAAUCGUAAGGAGUCUGACCAUUUUUUUUAAAAAGUUUGAAAACAAUCUGUCUAAGAUAACUUUUCUAUAGGAAAGAAGUGUUUCUUUGCGAAUGUGUACGAAAACAUUGUCAUGGUUCGGAUCUAGUUCAGAUCAGUUGAAAACUUCUCGGGUCCAUUCGGGUCGGGUUCGGGUCACGACUGGUUGAACCGUUUCGGUCUCUUGUAGAGAUCUUAGCCUUUUGUCUUACAAAGAGCAAAAUGUCUAAUACAAAAAUAUAUAAAAGUGUUUGAUCCGAAAUGUCUCACAAAGGCCACACAAAUCUGGGAUUAAUCGAUAAAAUAGAGAUCUUGCCAGAACUCUCAUAUACGUGUGAUCAUAAUGUACUUAAAUUUAGUAUUACUGUUGCUCAGCCUACCAUCACACAAUAUACUAGGCGAAUUUAUGAUUAUCGUGCUGCGGAUUGGGAAAAUUUUCGUACUAAACUAGCAGAAGUCGAUUGGAAGAAUCUCAUUGCGGGUGUAGGACUUGAUGACAGUGUCUUACUUGUUGAAAAAAUGAUUCUACAAAUUACAGAUUUUGUGGUGCCACAUAAAAAUAUUGUCGUGAAGUCUAAUGAUCGACCUUGGUUUAAGGAAAACUUACGAGAACUAUUAAAAAAGAAACAUGAGCUUUACAAAAUUGAUUGCAGGUUUAAAACUUUAAGUACCG
Messenger RNA from Didymodactylos carnosus, 1959 nucleotides. The record is from the annotation of a GenBank genome assembly. NCBI's taxonomy places the organism in Eukaryota, Metazoa, Rotifera, Eurotatoria, Philodinida, Philodinidae.